UCCCCUCUAGGCAUUUAGUUCUCAAUAAAUUGCUAAUAAUGAAUUCCGCCGCCAUUUCCGGCAGGCUCCGAUAGGUUUAUCCUUUUAGUUCCAAAAUAGGCUUUCACCAUUUGUACUUGAUUCCAAUUCAUUCCGGAAAGCAACCAUGGAUGCCCUGCCCCUGAAACUUACCUCAAUCUCGAGCCCCCUCCCUCUGUUUUUUACAAUGUAUUUCAUCCUUUACCUCAAUGCUUACUUCAUUCUUUUCCGGGCUUGGGCCCGGAAGCUCAAGCCCGAGGCUUCGAGCUGUGUCAUAUCCUUGGCUCACGGUACUCCAGCAGUAUUCUUGGCCUGUCGGGCCAUUCUCUCUGAUCCGGCCCCGAAUUUUCACUCCCCUAACACUCCGCUCCAAAACAUCGCGCUCGACUACAGCAUUGCGUAUUUCUCCAUGGAUCUUAUCCACUUCUUGAUCUUUGAGCCCUCCGGCGUUCUCUUCAUUGCCCACCAUUUGGUUUCUCUCUUUGUCUUCUUGACCUGCCGCUACGUAGCAUACCAUGGGGCGUUUACCGUUCUCAGUCUCCUGAUUUUGGCGGAGGUGACGAGUUUCUGCCAGAAUGUGUGGACUCUCGCCGGCGCAAGGAGGUCCGAUGUGGAAUUCGCCAGAAAAGUGUUCGACUUAAUGUCUCCUCCGUUUUAUGCUUUCUACUCCGUGGUCAGAGGUCUUUUAGGACCUUAUUUUGUGUACCGGAUGUGUGUGUUUUUUGGGAAUGGAUCGGCGGAUGAUGUGAUACCGACAUGGGUUUGGGUUUCAUGGGUUUUGGUCGCAGUGAUGAUAAUUUUUGUUAGUGUAUUGUGGAUUUCCAAUCUUUGGAUGAAGUUCUAUAGUGAAAGGAGCAACAAAGCUGAAAGGAAAAUUCAAUAGAAGUCAAAAAAGAAUUAAGUCAACUAUUAUCUUUGAAGGUUUUAAUGCAUUCAUGUAAUGUUUCAAAGGUAACUGAAAGUCGUAGGUGUUCUCCUGUCUUGCGAUGAGAUUGAAUUAUAAUUCAUGAAUCUGUUACAGUAUUCUCUCUCAAUCAUAGAACGAUAUUUGCACCACCAACUUUUGGUGGAACAGCCAUUUGCUCCGCCGCUCCCCUCCCCUCUACGCUUUUAUUUCUCAAUAAUGUCCCCGCCGCCAUUUCUUGUAGGCUUAUCUUUUCAGUACCAAAACCUUGCUUUUAAGCUCUAAUUAUUUUUUAUCCAUUUCUUUCUGAAUAGCAAUCAUGGAUACCCUGAAAUCGAAACUUCAUUCUUUUCCGGGCUUGGGCCUGGAAGCUCCAGACUGAAGCUUCCAGCUGUGUCAUAUCCCUGGCUCACGGCUCUCCAGCAGUGUUCUUGGCCUGUCGAGCUCUCCUCUCCAAUCCGGGCCUGGAUUUCACUCCCCCAACACUCCCCUCCAAAACAUCGCGCUCGACUACACAUUGCGUAUUUCUCCAUGGAUCUUCUCCACUUCUUAAUCUUUGAACCCUCUGGCGUUCUCCUCUUCAUCGCCCACCAUUUGAUUUCUCUCUUUGGCUUCUUGACCUGCCUGUAGCACCCCCUUCGCUACGAGGGCUAUAUUUCCCCUAAACGUCAUACUUAUAAUAAUCCCUGUAUUUAUAAACAUAAAUGCACCUGAUAAUUUAACACAUAUGUAUACAUAACCCCAACGUCAUAACAAACGUAAUCAACCUACACAUCAUAUAUGCACAUCAAACACUACAAGUAAUCCAUCAUAAGUAAUCUCCAUGCUUACAUUUUCUCUAUAAAACAAAAUGUGUUUUGUACUCUAACUAACAAAGAGGAUAAAACUGCAUACUGGCCCAACCUGCUUGAGUAUAGCGUAGACCUACUCUUCAACAGUCAGACACCUCA
Molecule: messenger RNA, 1872 nt
Organism: Sesamum indicum (sesame)
Lineage: Eukaryota; Viridiplantae; Streptophyta; Magnoliopsida; Lamiales; Pedaliaceae
Source: RefSeq, a predicted model, not a curated record